Drosophila ananassae is the source of this 1217-nucleotide messenger RNA. RefSeq names its product coiled-coil domain-containing protein 97. Bases 38 to 1120 code for a protein of 360 amino acids. NCBI's taxonomy places the organism in Eukaryota, Metazoa, Arthropoda, Insecta, Diptera, Drosophilidae. The record is from RefSeq and is a predicted model, not a curated record. The transcript has a single exon.
UUUAGCGAAUAACUGUAACUUGUUUAUAAAAUAAAACAUGACAACCGGCGUCGAGGGAGAAACCGACGGAGGAGAAGCACAAGGUUCUGUCCAAAAACCGGAGCUACCACCAGAACUAAUGGAGAUCUUCAAGUCUCUCGCCGAAAAUAACAAAAUCAUUUUCAAGUCCCAGCAAAUAGAUGAUCCGGAACUGCCCAUCCUGGAGAAGCAACAAAUAGCUCGGGAAUCCUUUGAAAAGAAUCGCGAGAACUUCCUCAUUCGAUUCGGUGGUUACCUCAAUGUCAGGCAACUCACAUCCUUUGAAGAUUUGGGAAUUAGAGAGCCAAUUAAACCGGACGAGAAUGUGGAGGAGAUGUGUCUACUUUUGGAGGAUUUCAGGCGGAAACUGAGCACCCGUUCCGUGUCCAUCAAAAACAGAAGAUACCAGGCCAUGCAACAGCUUCUGGAAAAGGGAGAAUACUUCAGUGAGCAUGAAAUGAUGCUGCGGGCGCCAGAUCUCUACCAGGAAUUGGUCGGCCAGUACCUCACAGAGGCGGAGAAGAAGGCCAGGGACAGCUACGAUGUGAAGAACACGAGUUUCUCGGGGAUACUCAUGAACUCCUUGGAGAAGCAGCAAAGGGAUGAGCUGUUGGAGGGUUCGAAACAAGAGGAAAUUGAAGAGGAGUUACCAGAGGCCACCGCUCCCACGCCGUCUGCUGUGGACUUCGAAGUACCCGCCGCCUGUCAGAAGCAGUGGGGUGGUUUCGAUGACGAACCCAUUGCUUGUUCCACGAGUAAAAACUCCACAGCUGUAAAUGCCUCCAGAAUAGCAAAGAUCUCCACCCCCGAGUACUACAAUCCUGGCGAGAGAGCACUGCUGCGCAAUGAGUUCCUAAGCAUGAUGAAGGAACGGUUUCUCAGCGGCGAGGACAAGGACUUUGAUUACACAGCCGUGGACGACAAUGCCCAGCUGGAUGAUCUGAAGCAGAUCGAACAAGAUGAGGAGGAUGCCUACUUUGAGGACAGUGACGAUGAGGAGGAACUGGACGAGCGGGCAGAUGAAAAGGAGGAUGCAUCCAGCGAGGAUGAGCUGGACAUCUAUAUGAGGCACCUCAGCAAACAUCAUAGCCUCCAGAACUAGUUCUUAAUAGAAGACUAUUAUAAAUAGUAGUUUUAAUUAUUUUUUAAAUAGUUUAGAUAUCCGAGAAGUUGGAUAAUUAAAAUUUACGAUCCACCCG